Molecule: messenger RNA, 1314 nt
Organism: Trichogramma pretiosum
Lineage: Eukaryota; Metazoa; Arthropoda; Insecta; Hymenoptera; Trichogrammatidae
Product: lipase 3-like
Exons: 7
Coding region: 1-1314 (437 amino acids)
Biological process (GO): lipid metabolic process
Molecular function (GO): hydrolase activity, acting on ester bonds
Source: RefSeq, a predicted model, not a curated record
AUGGAUUUUAUAAAAGUGUUGUUUUUUAUAUUUAUAACCCGUGAAGUUCGUGCACAAUUUGUGGAUGUCAGUGAAGUAAUUUUCCCGCUCGAAAAUCCAGAUGAUUAUUCGCCCGAAUAUUCGAUCAUCAAAGCUCAAAUGAAAAUUAGUUUUUCUAUUGAAGAUAGCAUUCGACGCGUAAGAAAUGCAACGGCUUAUCAAGAAAGACAGAAAAGUAAUCAAAUUCAAGUUUUCGAUUUUGUUGGUUUAGUUCAGCAGUACGAAGGUUACGUUGCUGAAGAGCACACGGUGACUACUUUGGAUGGAUAUAACUUAAUUCUGCAUAGAAUUCCAAGAAGCAAUACACCUCAAAUCAGCAAUCAAACCCAAGUAGUUUUCAUACAACAUGGAUUGUUUUUGUCAUCCGAUGCUUUCGUUUUGCAAGGCCCAAACAAAGAUCUCGCGUUUCGACUAGCAGAUAAAGGUUAUGACGUUUGGUUUGGAAAUGCCAGAGGUAAUGCAUACUCACGUUCGCAUAAAUUCUACAAUCCAAACCACAAUGAUUUUUGGAGAUUUAGUUUCGACGAAGUUGGCCGGAUCGACUUCAAAUAUUCCAUCGAUUACAUAUUGUCUGUAACAAAGACGUCACGAUUGACCAUAAUCGGUUACUCCAUCGGAGCGACGGAGUCAUACGUAUUUCUAUCGGAGCAUCCGGAAUACAACGACAAGGUAAAUCUGUUGAUCAGCGUUUCACCUCUAGGAUUUUGGUCCAGACCAACACCCGAGGAAAAGGAGAAAAUAUACGGCAUCGCCAAGCAGAUCGAUCUGGUUCGAAAAAAAACUCACAAGGAAGAGAUGUACCCAUUGACCUCGUUUACGCAGCAAUUCUGGAAAAAUCUCUGCUCGCCCGACAACGAUCAAGAAUCUCAGGAUGUAUGCGAUUUUGUGGUAAACAGUUUCUUUGGAUCCAUGAAUACCACUUACGAAAAGGAUCUAAUUAAGCGUAUCAUGCAAUAUAUACCAGCUGGAACAUCAGCCAAGACUCUGCUGCAUUUAUUGCAAACCAUGGAUCAUGGAACAUUUAAAAAGUAUGAGCAUAAAAUUGGCACUGCUAAAAAUUACAACUUGACAGCCAUUACCGUUCCAACGGCAAUUUUCAGCGCGUGCAAUGAUCAAUUCGUCAUUCAAAAGGACUGUGCAACUUUGAAGGCAUCCAUACCUAAUUCUGUGAUUUUUAAACUCUUUAAAAACGAAACUGUGAAAAUAGACUAUUUAGAUUUAUUGUGGCAUGAGGAUAUUGACAUGAUCAACGAUUCGAUUUUGAAGUUAUUGUAA